Lytechinus pictus (painted urchin) is the source of this 1418-nucleotide messenger RNA. RefSeq names its product long-chain-fatty-acid--CoA ligase 5-like. The transcript is spliced from 13 exons. Gene Ontology annotation, biological process: long-chain fatty acid metabolic process. The coding region runs from base 1 to 1392 and encodes 463 amino acids. NCBI's taxonomy places the organism in Eukaryota, Metazoa, Echinodermata, Echinoidea, Temnopleuroida, Toxopneustidae. Gene Ontology annotation, cellular component: membrane; endoplasmic reticulum. The record is from RefSeq and is a predicted model, not a curated record. Gene Ontology annotation, molecular function: long-chain fatty acid-CoA ligase activity.
AUGGAAACAAUCGUUUGCGAUACAUUGGAAAAAGCCGAACGCCUCCGACUGGAACAUUCGGCUCUUCGGGGUCUCAAAACUGUCAUCGUCAUGGACCUUCCCAUUGAAGGUUUAGGGGAGCAGAAAGCCAUGUUUGCAGCGGAGGGACUACAGCUGAUGUCAUUUGAUGACGUCGUUAAUUGUGGAACGAAAAAUAUAGUCGACAGAGUGUUACCUAAACCUGAAACCGUUUGCACUCUCAUUUACACUAGCGGUACAACAGGACUACCAAAGGGCGUACCUCAUACGCAUAAAGGCCUCGUCGCUACUCACGCUCACGCCUGGCAGACUGCAUCGGUGGAUAUUGUACCAAACCACAAUGAUACGGUAAUAUCUUAUCUCCCCUUGCCACACGUCUAUGAAAGAACGAAUUUGGUGAUGUCGAACGUGAAUGCAGCCAAUUUACCAAAGAGGGCACUCUUUCAUCAUGCACUCAAGCAAAAAUUAAAGAUGAUAGACAGGUGGGUUAUCAUGACAGACACAAUCUGGGACAAGUUAGUGUUCAACAAAAUUCGGAGUCUUCUCGGAGGACGAAUCCAGUUUGUUUGUUCAGCUGCCGCCCCCCUCUCACCUGACACUGCACAGUUCAUCCGGGCAGCUAUGAGCCCUAAUUAUCUCGAGGCCUAUGGACAGACCGAAGCUCCACUCAUCUGUCACAGCCUAACACAUGAUCAUACUAGCGGUCACGUGGGGAUCCCAGGAGGCGAUGUGCAGAUCAAGUUGAUCGAUGUACCUGAAUUGGAUUAUUACUCCAAAGAUGAUCAAGGAGAGGUGUGUGUGAAAGGGAGCCACGUCUUUAGCGGUUACUACAAAGAUCCCGAGCUGACCAGUCAAGUCUUACAAGACGGUUGGGUCAGAACAGGCGACAUUGGUAGAUGGAACAAGAGUGGAAGUCUCUCGAUUAUUGAUCGUAAGAAGGAUAUCUUCAAGCUGUCGCAGGGUGUCUACAUAGCCCCAGAGAGGAUUGAGAAUGUAUACCUCAGAGAACCUCUAGUCGCUCAGGCUUUCGUCACGGGUGACACAACCAAGAAUAGUCUAGUUGGGAUAAUGGUUCCGGAUCAGGAAGAACUUGAAAAGUUUGCCAAGAAACAUAAAAUCCCCGGAUGCUUUGAAGAGCUUUGUCAGAAUGAGAAAGUGAAAGAAGUCAUUUUCUCACGAGUGAUGAAACACGGUAAGGCGGAGGGACUUGCUGGCUUUGAACAGGUUAAGGGCAUUCAUGUCCACUCUGAGCCAUUCACCGAAGACGCUGGACUUCUUACCCCAACACUGAAGAGCAAACGGAAUGUAAUGAAACAAAUCUUCGCUGAGGAGAUCAUUGAAAUGUACUCUGAAAUCGAUCGGGGAUCAAAAUAGGUUGAACGGAGACUGAGGAAGAGGAC